This is a messenger RNA of Bolinopsis microptera, 1747 nucleotides long. RefSeq names its product ER degradation-enhancing alpha-mannosidase-like protein 1. The record is from RefSeq and is a predicted model, not a curated record. The transcript is spliced from 2 exons. Gene Ontology annotation, cellular component: endoplasmic reticulum; membrane. Gene Ontology annotation, molecular function: mannosyl-oligosaccharide 1,2-alpha-mannosidase activity; calcium ion binding. Gene Ontology annotation, biological process: carbohydrate metabolic process; mannose trimming involved in glycoprotein ERAD pathway; endoplasmic reticulum mannose trimming. The coding region runs from base 33 to 1652 and encodes 539 amino acids. Lineage: Eukaryota; Metazoa; Ctenophora; Tentaculata; Lobata; Bolinopsidae.
GAUUAGGUUUUUAAGUCCAAUGUACAUGAGGUAUGUGGUGGAUAAUAGUGUUCCAACUGUUCUGUUCAGACUUGGCCAUGCACUUUCCUCACAAAAGGAAUCAGAUACUCAAAAGAAAGGUUCGUGAGAUGUUCUAUUUUGGAUAUGAUAACUAUAUGAAUCAUGCCUUUCCAAUGGACGAACUGAACCCUCAUGAAUGCAAUGGACGUGGACCAGAUUAUGAUAAUCCCAGUAACAUAAAUAUUAAUGAUGCCCUUGGUAAUUUUUCAUUGGGAUUGGUUGAUUCCUUGGAUACCUUAGCAAUCAUGGGGGACAAAAAAUAUUUCAAAAGUGCUGUGGAAUAUGUUAUAAAUACAGUUUCAUUUGAUCAAGAAUGCACAGUUCAAGUGUUUGAAAGUACAAUCCGAAUGUUAGGAUCUCUCCUUAGUGCCCAUCUCAUUGUAACAGAAUGGACUGAUGUCUUCAAUGUGACUAUUGAUAACUAUGACAAUGAAUUGCUGACGUUAGCACAUGAUUUGGGUGCAAGACUGUUACCAGCUUUUGAAAAUUCAGAUCAUAUGCCAAUUCCAAGGGUAAAUUUACGUCACGGAAAAUCUGACUUGUUCAGUGAAUCUACCUGCACUGCUGGAGUAGGAACCCUAAUAUUAGAAUUUAAAAUGUUGGGUAGAUUAGUUGGAGACCCAAUAUUUGAAGUUGUUGCAGAGCGUGCUAUGGAUAAACUAUGGGAAUUAAGAGACAGCAAGACAGGUCUCAUUGGUAAUGUUUACAACACAAAAUCUGGAUCUUGGGAUGAUCCUAUGAGUGGUAUUGGUGCAGGAAUAGAUUCUUAUUUUGAGUAUCUUCUGAAGUCCUUUAUCUUAUUUGGUGACGAAAAGGAUCUAUCUAGAUUCAGUAAUCAUUAUGACAGUAUUGUAAAAUAUAUGAAACGGUUUUCUGUGGAUGACAGUAACUUGUCAAUCUAUGACAAUCCAUAUUAUUUUGCAAAUGUCAAUAUGAAAACUGGAAAACUACAAAAUCAUUGGAUUGACAGCUUAUCGGCAGCCUUUGUUGGUGUUCAAAUACUUCACGGUGAUCUUGAGGCAGCCAUCCUCCAUCAUGCUUUAUUCUAUGGCUUGUGGCUAAAAUACGAUGCUCUCCCAGAGAGAUACAACUGGUAUCUUAAGAAAUGUGAAUAUGCCCUGUAUCCCUUGAGGCCUGAAUUUGCAGAGGCUACUUAUUUGCUGUUCCAAGCUACACGACACCCUUUCUAUUUGUUUGUAGGCGAGAAAAUCUAUGACAGUAUUCAGAUGUACAAUAAAGCAAGAUGUGGUUACGCUACUUUAAAUAGUGUUAUCAGUAAAAAGCAAGAAGACCGAAUGGAAAGCUUCUUUCUCAGUGAAACGUGCAAGUAUUUAUAUCUCUUGUUUGAUCAAGAUAAUGUUUUGAACAAAAGAAGUGAUUUUAUUUUUACAACAGAGGGUCAUCUAAUGAGGGUUAGUAAAUUUGCCCGAGAAAAAAUGACAAUUUUUAAACCAUCAGAUUCGGACAGUAGACCCAGAAAUAUAUCACAUCUUUACUCUUGUGAGACGUUUCCUAAACACAGACAGAUGAUACCCCCUUUUUCAGAUGAGUUUUGGAGCAAUUUGAUUAAUUUCAUUGAUCUUAAAGUUUAAUCAAAAUUAACUUUUUAGGAUUUUAUGCUUAUCAUUGUUAUUUACGUUAACCAACACUAAACUUGUAUAUAUUUUUAGCUGUUUUGAUUAUACAU